Molecule: messenger RNA, 1865 nt
Organism: Coccomyxa subellipsoidea C-169
Lineage: Eukaryota; Viridiplantae; Chlorophyta; Trebouxiophyceae; Coccomyxaceae
Product: tubulin alpha chain
Exons: 10
Coding region: 1-1356 (451 amino acids)
Biological process (GO): microtubule cytoskeleton organization; mitotic cell cycle
Cellular component (GO): cytoplasm; microtubule
Molecular function (GO): structural constituent of cytoskeleton; GTP binding
Source: RefSeq, a predicted model, not a curated record
AUGCGUGAGGUCAUCUCUAUCCAUAUCGGCCAGGCUGGAAUCCAGGUGGGAAACGCCUGCUGGGAGCUGUACUGCCUCGAGCACGGCAUCCAGCCCGAUGGCCAGAUGCCCAGCGACAAGACCAUCGGCGGUGGAGACGACGCCUUCAACACCUUCUUUUCGGAGACUGGUGCUGGCAAGCACGUCCCCCGCUGCGUGUUCCUCGACCUCGAGCCCACUGUGAUUGAUGAGGUCCGCACCGGCACCUACCGCCAGCUCUUCCACCCGGAGCAGCUCAUCAGCGGCAAGGAGGAUGCCGCCAACAACUUUGCCCGUGGACACUACACCAUUGGCAAGGAGAUCGUUGACCUCUGCCUGGACCGCAUCCGCAAGCUGGCGGACAACUGCACUGGCCUGCAGGGUUUCCUGGUGUUCAACGCUGUCGGUGGCGGCACUGGUUCCGGCCUGGGCUCCCUUCUGCUCGAGCGCCUGUCCGUCGACUACGGCAAGAAGUCCAAGCUCGGCUUCACCGUGUACCCCUCCCCCCAGGUGUCCACAGCCGUGGUUGAGCCGUACAACUCUGUGCUGUCCACGCACUCGCUGCUGGAGCACACGGAUGUCUCUGUCAUGCUGGACAACGAGGCCGUCUAUGACAUCUGCCGCCGCUCCCUGGACAUCGAGCGCCCCACCUACACCAACCUCAACAGGCUGAUUGCCCAGGUCAUCUCCUCGCUGACGGCGUCCCUGCGCUUCGACGGCGCCCUCAACGUGGACGUGACCGAGUUCCAGACCAACUUGGUGCCCUACCCGCGCAUCCACUUCAUGCUCUCCUCCUACUCCCCGGUCAUCUCCGCGGAGAAGGCCUACCACGAGCAGCUGUCAGUGGCCGAGAUCACCAACUCCGCCUUCGAGCCUGCCUCCAUGAUGGCCAAGUGCGACCCGCGCCACGGCAAGUACAUGGCGUGCUGCCUGAUGUACCGCGGAGAUGUGGUGCCCAAGGACGUGAACGCGGCCGUGGCGACCAUCAAGACCAAGCGCACCAUCCAGUUUGUGGACUGGUGCCCCACCGGCUUCAAGUGCGGCAUCAACUACCAGCCCCCCACAGUUGUCCCGGGCGGUGACCUGGCCAAGGUCCAGCGCGCCGUCUGCAUGAUCUCCAACUCCACCGCCAUCGCCGAGGUGUUCUCCCGCCUGGACCACAAGUUCGAUCUGAUGUACGCCAAGCGCGCGUUUGUUCACUGGUACGUGGGCGAGGGAAUGGAGGAGGGAGAAUUCAGCGAGGCUCGCGAGGACCUGGCCGCCCUGGAGAAGGACUACGAAGAGGUGGGCGCUGAGUCAGCCGAGGCCGAUGGCGAGGACGAGGGUGAGGAGUACUAGAUUGUGUGUUGCCUCCGCUGAGCUGAGAUGAAGUUGCUCACGCCAGACUCGAGAGAAAGGGCUGCCUUGAAAGCGCACUUCAUGCAGAGCAGUGAUGUCCAAUUUGCAGAAUGGCACCCAGCUGAGGAGUACUAGAUCAUGUCCCUGCUGGAGCUGUGCUGAGGUGUUGCAUUCUAAUGCGGGCAGUUGGAUAUCGUUUUAAUCAAGAUCUCUCAGAAAUGCCCGGGUGUGGCUUUGGCUGUGCAGAGGGUUGCCAUGUAGAAACAGCAGCUAGAUGAAACCCUGAUCAAGAACCCUUCAGUGUAAUUCACCUUCGGAAUUUGAAGUCCUUCGAAUGCAUUGAUGAGCUGCCAGUGCCACAGCAAUGUGCAAAAGGUGCUUUUGGAACUGUCAUCGGUAUGCUUCAGACAUGCAUUCAUAGCAGAUGUGUUUUGCUCCUGUAAAGUGACCCCUGGAUCCAGUCCAAAGUGGUGAGUGGCACAUCAAACUGUAAUGACAAGGGAUAGCAU